This is a messenger RNA of Elaeis guineensis (African oil palm), 1878 nucleotides long. RefSeq names its product cytochrome P450 86B1. NCBI's taxonomy places the organism in Eukaryota, Viridiplantae, Streptophyta, Magnoliopsida, Arecales, Arecaceae. The record is from RefSeq and is a predicted model, not a curated record. Gene Ontology annotation, molecular function: monooxygenase activity; heme binding; oxidoreductase activity, acting on paired donors, with incorporation or reduction of molecular oxygen.
CGCAGUUCCCUCGAUCGCACCUCUUCAUUCUAACAACACCAUGAACUCCGGCAACCAAACCACAACCUUCUCCAAUGGCCACAGUUCUCCCACUGCUAACCUCAUGAGCUUCCUCUGGCUCCUGCCGGCGGAGAUCCAAAUCCUCGAGCUCCUCGUCGCCCUAUCCAUCUUCGUCGCCAUACACGCCUGGCAACAAACCAAGCGCCAGGGCCUUGCGGUAUGGCCCGUCGUCGGCAUGCUGCCAUCGCUCCUCCUCGCCCUCCGCCAUGACAUGUACGAGUGGAUCACCAGUGUUCUUGAUGGCAUGGGCGGCACCUUCACCUUCCAUGGCCCAUGGCUCACCAACCUCCAGUGCAUCGUGACCGCCGACCCCCGCAACCUGGAGUACCUCCUCAAGACCAAGUUCUCCAACUUCCCCAAGGGUAAGUACUUCCAGAACACCGUCCGUGAUCUGCUCGGCGAUGGCAUCUUCGGCGCCGAUGAUGAGGUCUGGCAUCGCCAGAGGAAGAUAGCGAGCCUCGAAUUCCAUUCAGCCAAGUUCCGGUCUUUGACGGUCCAGUCCCUCUACGAGCUCGUCCACUCGAGACUCCUCCCGGUGCUCGAGUCGGCCUGCGACAACCGCACUCCGAUGGACCUCCAGGACGUGUUACUGAGGCUAACCUUCGACAACGUGUGCAUCAUCGCCUUUGGCAUCGACCCGGGCUGCCUCCGCCCCGGCCUGCCGAAGAUCCCCUUCGCCCGGGCCUUCGAGGAUGCAACCGAGGCCACAAUUAUCCGAUUCAUCACGCCCACCGCUAUAUGGAAGGCGAUGCGCUUCUUCGACCUCGGUAACGAGAGGAGGCUUAGAAGGUCGUUGAAGCAGGUGGAUGAGUUCGCCUACGAGGUUAUUCGGACGAGGAAGAAGGAGCUGUCGCUGGAGUCGGGCGAUGAGAAGAAGGCGGCGAGGUCCGACCUCCUGACCGUGUUCACGAAUUACAAAGACGAGGAGGGGAUGGCGUUUUCGGACAAGUUUCUGAGAGAUGUGUGCGUGAAUUUUAUACUGGCGGGGAGGGACACGUCGUCGGUGGCGCUUGCGUGGUUCUUCUGGCUGCUGAACCGGCAUCCGGAGGUGGAAGACAAGAUCCUUGAGGAGAUUAGGAGGAUAGUAGAAGAGAGAGAAAAUAACAGAGAAGGGGAAGGAGAGAAGAGUUUGGUGUUUAAGAGCGAGGAGGUGAAGAGGAUGGAGUAUUUACAUGCGGCUCUGUCGGAGGCUCUACGGCUGUAUCCGUCGGUGCCAGUUGAUCACAAGGAGGUGAUUGAAGAUGAGGUAUUUCCUGAUGGUACUGUACUGAAGAAAGGAACAAAGGUUAUAUAUGCCAUCUACUCUAUGGGGAGAAUGGAGAGCAUAUGGGGGAAGAACUGUAGAGACUACAAGCCAGAGAGGUGGCUCAAGGAUGGCCGCUUCAUGAGCGAGUCUGCAUACAAAUUUACUGCCUUCAAUGGCGGACCGAGACUGUGCUUGGGAAAGGACUUCGCCUACUAUCAGAUGAAGUUUGUUGCAGCUUCCAUCCUCUAUCGAUACCAAGUGAAGGUGGUCGAGAGCCACCCGGUGGUCCCAAAGUUGGCGCUAACCAUGUACAUGAAGUAUGGAUUGAAGGUGACCCUCGCUAGAAGGAAUGAAUCCAAGCUUCUCAAAUAGCAAAUAAAAGAGCUCGAUCUUGGACUAGUAAAUUACAAAGACGGGUUAAGGUUAUAUUUUGAUCUGUUUUAAGAUAUAUGGACUGAAUUAGUAAGAAGAUGUCAUCGUAGAGUAGCAUCCGAUGAGAAUUUUCUUGUGUUAUAUUUUUGCUUUGUCUACUAUUUGUCUACUAUUUUCAUAAUAAAUAUUUUGUUUCUACA